GCUUUAUUUUAAUAGAUUGCAGUUAUAGAAGAUAGACACCCAGGAGAUUUUGCCUUUCGCGAUGGCUCAGUUUGGAGGACAGAAGAAUCCCCCUUGGGCUACUCAGUUUACAGCCACUGCAGUAUCCCAGCCAGCUGCUCUUGGUGUACAGCAGCCAUCAUUGCUUGGAGCCUCUCCUACAAUAUACACCCAGCAGACAGCAUUGGCGGCAGCAGGCCUAACUACGCAAACACCAACCAACUAUCAGCUAACUCAGACAGCUGCUUUACAGCAGCAAGCUGCAGCCGCAGCAGCUGCGUUACAGCAGCAAUAUUCACAACCUCAACAGACUCUCUAUAGUGUACAGCAACAGUUGCAGCAACCUCAGCAGACCAUUUUAACCCAGCCAGCUGUUGCACUGCCUACCAGUCUUAGCCUAUCUACUCCUCAACCAGCAGCCCAGAUAACUGUUUCUUAUCCAGCACCCCGGUCAAGUCAGCAGCAAACCCAACCACAAAAGCAGCGUGUCUUCACUGGGGUAGUUACUAAGCUACAUGAUACAUUUGGUUUUGUGGAUGAAGAUGUCUUUUUUCAGCUUAGUGCUGUUAAAGGAAAGACCCCUCAGGUGGGCGACAGAGUUUUGGUAGAAGCUACCUAUAAUCCUAAUAUGCCGUUCAAAUGGAAUGCGCAGAGGAUCCAGACACUUCCAAAUCAGAACCAGGCUCAAGCUCAGCCUUUACUCAAGACACCUCCGGCAGUACUUCAGCCCAUCGCGCAGCAAACUGCAUUCAGUGUUCAGGCACAGCCGCAGCCACAGUCCUUGUUGCAGGCACAGAUUUCGGCUGCUUCAAUCACACCUUUGCUUCAGACGCAGCCUCAGCCGUUACUGCAGCAGCCGCAGCAGAAAGCUGGCUUGCUGCAGCCCCCUGUUCGUAUAGUUUCACAGCCUCAACCAGCUCGAAGAUUAGACCCGCCAUCCAGAUUCUCUGGGAGGAAUGACAGAGGAGGAGACUCUAUGCCAAACCGAAAAGAUGACAGGAGUCGCGAAAGAGAAAGAGAGAGACGUAGGUCCCGGGAAAGAUCACCCCAGAGAAAACGCUCCAGAGAGAGAUCACCUAGACGAGAGAGGGAACGAUCACCUCGAAGACCACGACGUGUUGUUCCUCGUUACACGGUUCAGUUUUCCAAGUUUUCGUUGGACUGCCGUAGCUGUGAUAUGAUGGAACUGAGGCGGCGUUACCAGAACUUGUAUAUCCCGAGCGAUUUCUUUGAUGCUCAGUUUACAUGGGUGGAUGCUUUUCCUAUGUCUAGACCAUUUCAGCUGGGAAACUACUGUAAUUUCUACGUAAUGCAUAGAGAAGUAGAUCCUAUAGAUAAAAAUGCUGCUGUUCUUGAUCCACCUGAUGCUGAUCAUCUGUACAGUGCAAAGGUGAUGUUGAUGGCUAGUCCUAGUAUGGAAGAUCUCUAUCAUAAGUCAUGUGCUCUGGCUGAAGAUCCCCAAGAACUUCGUGAUGGAUUUCAGCAUCCUGCUAGACUUGUAAAGUUUUUAGUGGGUAUGAAAGGCAAAGAUGAAGCUAUGGCUAUUGGAGGACACUGGUCCCCCUCACUGGAUGGACCUGAUCCAGAAAAGGACCCUUCGGUGCUGAUAAAGACGGCUAUUCGUUGUUGCAAGGCUCUUACGGGGAUUGACUUAAGUGUGUGCACACAAUGGUACCGUUUUGCAGAGAUUCGCUACCAUCGCCCUGAGGAGACCCACAAGGGGCGUACAGUUCCAGCUCAUGUGGAGACAGUGGUUUUAUUUUUCCCGGAUGUUUGGCAUUGCCUUCCCACCCGCUCAGAGUGGGAAACCCUCUCCCGAGGAUACAAGCAGCAGCUGGUCGAGAAGCUUCAGGGUGAACGCAAGGAGGCUGAUGGAGAACAGGAUGAAGAGGAAAAGGAUGAUGGGGAAGCUAAAGAGAUCUCUACACCUACGCACUGGUCUAAACUGGAUCCAAAAACCAUGAAGGUAAAUGACCUUCGCAAAGAAUUAGAAAGUCGAACUCUUAGCUCUAAAGGACUGAAAUCUCAGUUGAUAGCUCGCCUGACAAAGCAGCUGAAAGUAGAGGAACAAAAAGAAGAGCAAAAGGAGCUAGAGAAAUCUGAGAAAGAAGAGGAAGAGGAGGAGGAUAGGAAGUCUGAAGAUGACAAAGAGGAAGAAGAAAGAAAGCGGCAGGAAGAAAUGGAACGUCAACGGCGAGAGAGGCGAUACAUCUUGCCUGAUGAGCCAGCAAUCAUUGUACAUCCUAACUGGGCAGCAAAAAGUGGAAAGUUUGAUUGUAGCAUUAUGUCUCUUAGUGUUCUUCUGGACUAUAGAUUGGAAGAUAAUAAAGAGCAUUCCUUUGAGGUGUCAUUGUUUGCAGAACUCUUCAAUGAAAUGCUUCAGAGGGAUUUUGGUGUCAGAAUUUACAAAGCCCUGGUUUCCCUCCCAGAGAGGGAGGACAAAAAAGACAAAAAAGGCAAAAAAGAUGAGAGAAAAGAAAAAAAAGAAGAAAAAGAUGAUGAAAAUGAUGAACCAAAACCCAAGAGGAGAAAAUCUGGAGAUGACAAAGAUAAAAAAGAAGAUAGAGAUGAAAAGAAGAGGGAAGAUAAAAGAAAAGAUGAUUCUAAAGAUGAAGAGGAAACUGAAGAUGAUAAUAACCAAGAAGAAUAUGAUCCAAUGGAGGCAGAAGAUGCUGAAGAUGAAGAUGAAGAAUGCAGACCACUCGCAACUCCCAUUGAAGUCAGUAGGAGAUACCGGGAUGAAGAGGAAAUGAACAAACGGGAAGACAGAAGAGAGGGAAAUAGGCACUGUAAAGAGAGGUCAUCUAAAGAUAAAGAGAAAGACAAGACACAGAUGAUAACUGUUAAUAGGGAUCUUCUGAUGGCUUUUGUUUAUUUUGAUCAAAGUCACUGUGGAUAUCUUCUGGAAAAGGACAUGGAGGAGAUACUGUACACUCUUGGACUACACCUAUCACGUGCUCAGGUCAAGAAGCUACUUAAUAAAGUAGUACUUAGAGAAUCCUGCUUUUACAGAAGACUAACAGAUACUUCUAAAGAUGAAGAAAAUCAAGAAGAGUCUGAAGAACUACAGGAAGAUAUGUUAGGGAACAGAUUACUGUUACCAUCGCCUACAAUAAAGCAAGAAUCAAAAGCUGUAGAGGAAAAUGUUGGCCUCAUAGUGUACAAUGGAGCCAUGGUUGAUGUUGGGAGCCUUUUGCAGAAGCUGGAGAAAAGUGAAAGAGUACGGGCAGAGAUAGAACAAAAGCUUCAGUUACUAGAAGAAAAAACAGAUGAGGAUGAAAAGACCAUACUUCAGCUGGAGAAUUCUAACAAAAGUCUGUCUACCGAACUCAAAGAAGUCAAAAAGGACCUGGGCCAACUACAGGAAAAUUUAAAGAUCUCGGAUGAUAAAAAUCUGCAGUUUGAGAGUCAGCUGAAUAAGACAAUCAAAAAUCUAGCUACUGUUAUGGAUGAAAUACACAGUGUUCUUAAACAGGAUGUUGUGAAGAACGAAGAUAAAGAUCAGAAAUCCAAAGAAAAUGGGGCAAACGUAUGAUAAAACUGCUGCUGUUUAGAAGAAUGGUGUUACAUAAUGUAAUAUAAAUCAUGAUACCAGAAUGUAUGGGAAGUGAUGCAUGUUUGAUUUUAGUAGUAUAAAUAUCUUAGUUCCCGAAAGAUGUAUAAAGUUUUACGAAUGUGAGUGUCUGCUUCUGAAGAUUGCUUGUAAUUCUUAGCAUUCAAUUUAUGAGACACUCCUUGAGUGAAAAUAAUUUUGCAUUGCAAAAUGUUUUAGGAUGAACUUUGUUAUAGUUUUAACCCUAAUAAAGUUCAUCAACAUAAUGAACAGUAGCAAGUAUUUAAUUACCAAAUGUUUUUCAUUAAAGUCUAGUGAAAUCAAAAUUUUCAUUAUUUAUAGAAUUGCCAUUUUUAGGUUUUAUUUUUAUUUCAGUCUAAUUAGUCUUUUUAAAUUCAAAUAUAAAUCAUAAAAUAGCAUGCUGCUUAAUUUUGCAAGUAAAGAUUUUUAAAAAAAAAAAACUUCUUGGAUUUUUUUUACUUGUCACAACUUUCUUUUCCCUAAUGUAACUUUCUUCCCCGAAGCUGCUUGUAUUAAAGCCUCAUAAUAUACAGUAGUUCAGAUGAGUUAAGAAAGCAAUAGAAACCUGCCAAAAUAUUGGUAGGGCUGUGAGAUUUAUAUGAAAAUAUAUGGGCCUGUUUUAAAUGUAUGUCAUUUGUGUUCCUUUAAUUGUUCUUAUCUUUGGAUUAAUAUAUAUAUAUGCUCCUUUUUAAUAACAAAUGCCGUGUAUUAAAAUGUAAGGUUGGAUACCAGGCCAGUAGAUGUCAGAAUAAUGCCUUACAUGGGGAAAAUGCUACCAUUGUAAGCCUCCUUUAAUUAAAAUUGACUUCUUUUGUAGCUAGCAUGUAUAAUUACUUUGAAGACUUUAGUCUGAGAAAAGAAUGGAUGCACAAGUAUUAAUACUCUAUAUUAUAAUUCUUAAGGAGCAGGACACGAUUUGUUUUGUUGAAAGUGGGUUAAUAUGCUGCCUUCUGUUGUGUUCACAAAUCACUAGAGUUCUAAACUUAAUGUGGCAUUGUUGUCAAGGGCAACUUACUCAGAUAAUGUGCAGUACGAACAAUUGUAUUUUGGUGCAAACUUUGAGGAAAAUGAUGAGUUUUUGAAGGUUGAGGCAGAAGUGUUUUCUUAGAAAAAUGGUUAGUUUUAGUAAACUUAUUUUAAACCUAGAUAUCCUAGGUAACUAAAUAGCUGUUAGGAGAGUCUGAGUGCCAUAACAUGUAUGAAUUGCCUACAUGGAAACUCAUGUAGCUUUACUGAUAAAUACAUUAAAAUGCCUGAAUUUAUGUUCAAAAAAGUCUUAAGCUGGUGCUUUUAUCACUUACCUUUCUUGGCUCUCUUGGAGCAAGACAAGUAAAAUACCUUUUUUUUUUUUCAUUGAAAUAACAUGCAUAAACUUCCCCUCCAUUCAUCUCAAUGGAGUCACUGUGUAAUAUCUUAACUGUUCACACCAGACUGGGCGAUACUAUAAAAAGAUUAAUUGCUGCAUAUGAGUACACAGAAAAUGCAUGCUUGAUGAGUUGUCUCAUAAAAUAAAAAUGUGACUGAAGGAGGAUGGUAAAAAUCUUUUGCAAUCAAAUGAUAUUUUUCAUCUUUACCUUUGUACAAGUUGUUGACUAGUACAGCAUGAAUCGUUACCAACUUUGAGCACCACUUACUUAAAGACACUGAUGAAAGGAUUGAGUUUGGAAAAACCUUGUUCAGAAGGAGUUUUCAGUAGUGUGUAUGAACGGACAAGCUUCUUACAGUCUCAGACAAGUUGAAGGAUGAAAACAUCUUUGUAGGCACGCUGGAAGAUCUGUUGGAAUACUUGCAGGUGUUUCUCUGUGUGUCCUUUGUGACAAUAAUACCUUACAUUUUUGAGAUGCUAAAUGAAAUCUGAAAGCAGUUAUCACAGAUAACGAGCAGGCCUCAUCUUAUGUUUUGGUGAGUGGUUGGCUGUGUGAGGUAGCUGCCAAACCCAUAUAGAUUUUUUUUUUCAAUAUUUCAGAAAAAUAUAAGUGCUAGAAUGAUUGUAAUCUUUCUCUCUGUGGCUUUGAUGUGACUCUCUGCAUUUAUGUUGGGGAGGAAAUUAAAAGGGUAAAGAAUAAAGGGGGGGAGGAUUCAAAAACAUUAACCGUCUACACAGUGUGUGAUCGGUCUGCUGAAGCCCAAAUAACUGAGGAAGAAAAGACACUCCUGCAAGCUGUUUAAGGCACUUUGUAUCAAACAGUGCAAGUUACAGGGUUCUGCUAUUCUUCUAUGUAUAUACGUUAUUAUUGCUGGUCAUUAGCUAAAGCUUCUCAGCAAUAUUCCCAAGAAUGCAAGUAAUUCUCAGAAAAGUCUAGCGGAGUACCACACAUGGAGGUCAGGAGAAGCCAUCUUCUGUCAGUUGCGACUUAGGAACAAUGUUUUUUCAUUUCAUGCAUCUUUCAUGUCUGUAGUUCCCAUCUCUUGGGCUUUCCAUUUCUGCAGUCUUUCACUAGGUAUCAGUUGCUGGUAAAAGGGAACCUCAGAUAGGUCUUACUGUGGUGCAUCAACACAGAGUGGGCUGAAAGUCCAGUUUACUUGUAGUUUUGCUAUGGGAAGCAGUAAAUCCAGGACUGCCUUGUUCUGUAGCAGCAGCCUGAACUGAGAGAGUACUGCUACAACAGACUAGUAAAUAGAAACUCAUCUUGGCUCAUAGAUGGUUUUUUUUCCCCCCUCCGUUUUGUAAAGCCCUAAUAUGGAGGAAUUAAUGAACUGAACCCUUAGGAAGUGAUACUCAAGAAUAAUGGACAUCUAUGAAAAAGGAUAGGAAGGUAAACGCUCCACAUGAUAAAUCUGCAUGGAAAAUAGUGUAGAAUUGAGCAGACUUGCAUGAGGCUCUGUGCUUGCUCCGGUAAUCAAAUGGCAGAAGCGUAUAGCUUCAGUGGUACGUACCAACAGUGGCAAAAAAAGUAAUAAUGAAUUUUUGCUGACAUUUUCUGUAGAGUUGAGGGUUGAAGGGGAGAUAAAUGGAGCUGCUGCCUGCAACGCCUGGGCAGUGCCACACCAGGCUUUCUUCCUGGUCGUCUCAGUUUGUCCUCCAGCUCAGCCUGCGUAACCUUUUUUUAAUGUUCAGAUGGAAAUAACUGCUUUGAGAGAUGUUAAUGGCUGCUAGUCCAUUUUUCUACUGAGUAAUCUACUAUUGCUAACAUCUGUUUGGAUUUAUGUAACAGUCAACUUUCACUGGUAAUUUUAUCAGGAAUGUGCACAAACACGUGUGUGGUUUGUUUUUUUUAUUUUUUCCCCUCUUGCCUUUCUGUAAAGUUUGUGAACCUGGUCAGGUUCUUAUCUCGAGUGCAUUUGUUCAGUGCAGUUCAUAUUUAAAAACGUAACAUAUAAGUCAGUAAUUCAAUAAUUUUUGGGGAGUAACUUGAGUCUUACGACCUGUGAUAUAUUAGGAAACGUGUGGGUAGGACAAUCAAUGCAUUUAUGCCAAUAUCUCCUAGGAAGUAGAAAUGGUACAAAUAGAAAUUCUACUGCAACUUGGACAUUCCCACUUAGUACAACAAUAAAAAUAGCAUAGAUAACCUUUACUCAGCUAUCAAAACCGCCAGCGUCUUCCCAACAAACUUGUUUGUUUCUAUGUACUGUGUCUCCUUAGAUGUGUUGCACUGGAAAGUAGUAAGAGCAGAGGAGAAAAAUUUAAUAUCAAAAUUACUAUUUUUAAAGCAAAAAUAACUUUCCAUUUUUUUAUUUAUCUGCUAGAGAGCAUAGGGCAUCAUGAAGCGGAACAUAAAUUUAGCUUUUUAGAAUACAUGGAAUACUGCCUGAAGCCACGUUUUGCAGCAUUUUAACUGUGCUUAAGAGCAUUGCUUUUGCAUUUCUGGACAUCUGAUAUCUGAAUUUAUAUUGGAAACUCGUGAUACUGUGCUGUUUCCGAUUUUUUUGUAUCACGCUGUUUUUUAAAUUGUUGCUAUCUCUAACAAUUGAGUUGUAACUGGCAUGAGGAUUCAGGUUGAGUCCUCUAUGUUACACAAAACUGGCAUAUUUUCAGGUGCAAUUGAGCAACCCUGCAAACUGUUCUAUCGAGCCUAGUGGUUCAGUUCUCUUAACCUUUCUAAAUUUACAGAGCAAAAUAGUGAUGACUGGAGUUGUUGCAUGCUGCCAUGUGUUAAGAGUUUUUCUCCUAAAGAUGUUUAGGUACUACCUCACCGUUACAUUGAGACCAUUUACAGAGCACAUUAAGCCGCAGUUCUUGCAAAUGCUCCUGAGAAUUGUAUUGCAAGGCUUAUUUUGGCGUACCACAGCAAUACUUGAAUAUUGUCCUUCUAUUUAGAAAUAAUGGUCGUCUUUUCCAUGCCUCCCCCAGGCUUGUAGCCAGCUUUCAUUCCUGCUGAUACCUUGGUUUGGUGUCUCGAGGCACAUGCACGUGCGCUUUCCGUAGGUGAGCUGUCUCCCGCCAUGGUGAGGAGCUGUUCUGAUACGUGGUCAGAGGCAAGUGUUACGGUCCCUGUGGCUGCUCAGAAAGUCCUUACUCCUACAGGAUCUUCUUUUUUUAGCAGAUACUGGAAAGUUGUGAUCUGUUGGAACAAAUAGAUAAAGAUAGUCUUGCGAGGGGCUUCAAAGGGUUAGCGCUUGAGCUGAACUCAGCUGAGACAGCAGAUGCCCCAAACCAGAGGUUUUUUUGGGAGAUUUGCUGCUAGACUGUUUUCCCUUGGUCUGGCAAGGGGCACAAAGGCAAGGAUCCUGUUGACCGUGUAUUGCCUUAUGCUGCUCACCUGUCGCAGGGAACAAACUGCUGGGGAGAAGGAGGGAGUGGAGAGGGAGGAUCCCAGCCUGAACUCUUCCCCACUCUGUAUUUCAGCAAACGUUUUGAGAUUAAUAGUUUGCUUAUGUAUUUGCUUGCAACCUUUUAAUUCUUUUUGGUCUUACAGGGUCAUAUGUUACGUUCUGGUCUUGUCUGACAAGGGGCAGAAACAGCUGGAGAACAGUGACCUUACUUCUUGGUCCCUUUCUCAGCAGGGCUGGAUGGUAGCCAGCAUUUUCAUACAGAAAAAGCAGAAAUUGCUGCCACACGUUAUGCCGUAGAAAUGAACAGUUGGAGGUGCAAGUACCUUGUAAGGCUGAGCUCAAAAAGCCUUGCCUCUCAGAUCAGCCUGGCUUCCUGUAAAAGACAGUCCAUUGCAUGGGUGCAGAGGUCAAAGGAGAAGCAGGCAAUUCUUGCUGUCGGCUCUUUAGUGUUUCACGGGGAGGGUUAUAAGUAAAACAUACAGGCUGAUCAGAGAAAUGGGUUUUUGCACUUUGAGCUUGGCUCUAAUAAAUAAGAAAUGAGAAUUUUGGAAGUCCUUUUAAGCAUCAGAAAGGGCUCCCAUCUGUUUCGUGAGGGUUAGUUCAGGUCGCCAGUUAGACACACCUUCAUUUUCAACCUGUCUCCUGAUGUCUUGCUUUACCAAAGUACUGUUGAAGCAAAUUAGUUUCUUAGUUAAACGUGAUGUAAUUUUUAGAACGUUCAUGUUACAAAUUGUAAAAUCUCAAGGAAUGAUUUUCAAAUUGAAGUGGAGAGUAUCCUCAAAACGUUUGUCCAUGGAGAAAAACCUUACGCUUGUCAAGUAUCUCUUCUGAUG
Molecule: messenger RNA, 9138 nt
Organism: Struthio camelus australis
Lineage: Eukaryota; Metazoa; Chordata; Aves; Struthioniformes; Struthionidae
Source: RefSeq, a predicted model, not a curated record